GAACUUUCUCCCUCAUCCCAUCCAUUCUUUCUCCAUUUCUCAACGCUAUAUUGUCGGUGCUCGACGCUGUCAACGCUCUUGUCCAUAUGCGGCUACCGCCUCAUUUCCACCCCCAGACCAGUUAAAGGAGCAUCCCCUCACCGAAUCGAAGCACCAGCCCGCAUUCGUACCGACGACUACCUAUCUCCAUACCGAUCAGAACGAACGGGCGUUUCCACCCGGCAGCCCUAUACUCCGAACCCUUCACUGAAGCCAAACCCAAGAUCCCGCGAGAUACGAUCGUCCCCUCAAAGCCAGAGUCACUACGCCCAACUCUAUAUCCCACCGCGACGCCUCUCAACAAUGCGCCUCAUCAAUGUAGAGACGUUGAGGCUGGAAUCCUUUGUCGGCGACAAAAUCCCACCAUACGCCAUCUUGUCGCAUACCUGGGGAGCUGACGCAGAUGAGAUAUCCUUCGAGGACAUUCAGAAAAGAAACCUUGCGAAAUCAGGGAGUGGGAUAAAGAAAUUGAAAGGAUCCUGCAACCAAGCGAAACAGGAUCAUCUCAAAUAUGUUUGGAUUGAUACCUGCUGUAUCAACAAGGAUAGCUCUAAGGAACUUGACGAGGCUAUCAACUCCAUGUUCCAGUGGUAUCUGAACGCUACCGUUUGCUACACAUACUUGUCAGAUGUCCCCCAGGGAGACCGCUCUUGGAAUGCAGAUUCGAAAUUCUUCUCUAGCCGUUGGUUCCAACGAGGAUGGACUCUACAAGAACUUCUGGCCCCUGAGACAUUGCGCUUCUACGACCAAGAUUGGAUACUCAUAGGAACCAAGACGGACAUGUCUACCGCCAUUGAGGCAAUCACUGGGAUUUCUCGGCAGUUCCUAUGCGGUUGGGAGGAUUUGCGCCACGCAAGCGUAGCACAACGCAUGUCUUGGGCGGCGAAACGACAGACCUCUAGGAAGGAAGAUAUUGCGUACUGCCUCCUAGGAAUCUUCUACGUUACGAUGCCAAUGAUCUACGGCGAAGGCGACCGAGCCUUGAGUCGGCUGCAGCAAGAGAUAAUAAAACAUAGCACAGACUAUUCCAUCUUGGCUUGGGGUCUCGACACCGCGGAGGACACACCGAGCAAACCGACGGAUAUGAUAUCCGCAGGGAUUUUGGCCCCUGCUCCAUCAGAUUUUGCCAACUGCGGAAGAAUUACCAAAAGAAAACAAGACACAGCGCCCGUCACCGCAUUUGACAUUUCAGGUGGCCGUCUCCGAAUCUCUCUUCCCCUACACACAACCUCUGCUGGAGAGAUGUAUGGCCUGCUAAAUUGUGGUCCGGAGCAUGAUGCAGAUCAAAUCGUGGGAGUUCCUCUGUACAAUGAUGAAUCCGGCGCAGCGCCAAACGAAUAUCUCAGGCCGCAAGAACGGUGCUCGGUCUUGCUUCCAAGGACUGCACUCAGUAUUUCGACCAAACGGAUUCAUAUCCGGAUGGAGCGUCAGAGUAGGACUGACAAGAAAGUAGCCCGGCGGUUCUGGCUCCAUAUAGACGGGCACCAGAAAAUCAACCUGAAACUGGAAGAAGAUUAUCCCCCUGUCAGCUGGAAGGCAGGGCGCGCCUUGAUUGCAGAGACAACUAGACCUGAUGGACUCAUCACACGACGAUAUAUCGCUCGAUUCCGUGCCAAAGGCGAAAGAUCGCGCGACAUCAUCGUGGUGCUUGAGCUUGAGAUUGACGGAUUGCAGCGACAGACUCGCAGCCACAUCAUGACAUCGUCCAGGGAUACCGAUUUGGGGGAUUUGUUUCAAAAGUUCAGUUACAUAAGGCCGGAGGCCCUGGGCAAGCAGACUGCUAGCAAUGGCUCGUUGACUGUGGGGGUGACUGUCAACGAAGAGCAGGUCGCACAAGAACAUAUGUUCGUUGUCAGACUAGCUCGAGUGUCCAGCUCGCCGGAGGCCCCUGUCGACGCACAUCUGGAGCUGCGCAAUUUGAAUCUGAGACUCGAUUUUUUGAGGCUUUCGGAAACAGAAGACCAAGCUAAUCAAGAAACAAAAAGAUUGCACCAACGGAGGGAAGUUGGGAUAUCUACCUUGGAUCAGAUGAGGAAACGCUUGGCAGCAAACGAAAAACAGUUGAGGAGAUUAAAUGAGGAGAUGAGGUCAUUAUGCGAGGGGAUAGAGAGAGAGACUCAACGUGUGGAUCGACUCACGAAUGGACUCAAUGUGGCCAUACAGUUACAAAACGGAUGUGCCGAACAAGGGUCAAAAAUACAACAGCGCCUAGAUGAAUCUGAGACAAAAGAGGGUCCCGGUAACUGGCUCGAGACGACUAUCCAAACACUGAUCAAUGUGGAAAAAGCUUGUGGUAAUUUGGAUCGCGCGGAAGACCUUGACUCUGACAAUCCGCUGUCGCCUAGAGCGGCGGGGAGUGGGCCCAUCAUGCACAACGAGACACCCAUACUGUGGGCUGCUAGGACUGGGAGAGAGGCAGUUGCCAGGCUAUUACUGGAGAAGGGGGCCAACUUAGAGGCAAAUGAUGUCUACAGGAAUACGCCACUUCACUGGGCUGUAGCCAACGGGUAUGAGGCUAUGGCAACCCUGCUGCUUGACAGAGGCGCGAAUAUUGAGGCAAAGAACUGCGACGGUACCACACCGCUCUUCGUGGCUGUAUUUCGGAACAACGAGACCCUGGUAGGGCUGUUACUUGAAAAGGGCGCUAGCGAAGGAGAGUAGGUCGAUGUUCCUUUACGGAGGCAAUCCUAUCAGCUGAUUCACAGUUCAUCCAUUUGUUUGCAUCAUUUAACUAAUACAUCCUUGCAAUUAAAAUGUUACUGGC
Molecule: messenger RNA, 2803 nt
Organism: Ilyonectria robusta
Lineage: Eukaryota; Fungi; Ascomycota; Sordariomycetes; Hypocreales; Nectriaceae
Exons: 1
Coding region: 343-2700 (785 amino acids)
Molecular function (GO): protein binding
Source: RefSeq, a predicted model, not a curated record